Molecule: messenger RNA, 1414 nt
Organism: Neocloeon triangulifer
Lineage: Eukaryota; Metazoa; Arthropoda; Insecta; Ephemeroptera; Baetidae
Product: hatching enzyme 1.2-like
Exons: 5
Coding region: 474-1307 (277 amino acids)
Biological process (GO): proteolysis
Molecular function (GO): metalloendopeptidase activity; zinc ion binding
Source: RefSeq, a predicted model, not a curated record
UGUACGUUUGUGGUUAGGGCAAAGGGGUGUGCGAUGUUGAACCUCUCACGAGGUUAGAGACCAGGAUUUGCCCACGUACCUUCGACCUGGCGACUCCGGAGGGCGUCGGGCGUCUUGAGCGACUUGCGGACGCAGCUCAUGUUGGGUCGGCUGCCUGCUUCGGUGUCCGCCCCAGUCUUGGGCACGAGGAAAUUGUUUUAUUGCACUUGUCGAAUGUGUGUUUCAAGCUGGGUCGAACGUCAGUCGAUCAGCUUGCGAGGAAAGAAAACACCCGUCUGCGGCGCCGCCACCGCCGUCUGUCGGCGCCCCCCGAACUAAUGUGAGCACCGAAAUCGUGGAGAAAGGUGGUGGCGGCGUCCGUGGAUAAAAUUUUGGAUCGAGGCCGCGGGAGCCGCCCCUGAGAUAGUGGCCUUCGACACUCUGUCAACGAUAAAGGAAGGGCGCUUAAAAAAAAUUAAAAAGGGACAGCAGUCAUGUUUUGGUUUUUGGUUGUGUUGGUGGCCGUCGUGGUCACCACGAAAACCGCCCCCAUCGACCCUGAGGAUUCCUGGAUGACUGACGAGGACGAUUUUUACGACUUUUACGGCCAACCAGACGCAAACACAGGAGAAAGAGUGGCCGCUUGGAAUCCUUUUUCGAGGAUAAAUCCGGAGGAAUUGGGAAGCUACGCCAAGGGUGACAUUCUGAUUCCUCGCGACCCACCCUUGGAAGGUGUGCGAAACGCCCUGGUGGCGAGCGAAGCUCGAUGGCCGGGAGCUGUUGUUCCCUACGUAAUCAACGGGACGUUUUCCCUUGACGAGGUUGCGACCAUAAGCGCCGCUAUGACAUCCAUCGAGCAAUUCACGUGCAUCAAAUUCGUGGAGCGGACCACAGAAGUGGACUAUGUGACCAUCGAGAGCGGCGCCUCGGGCUGCUGGUCAUCCGUGGGGCGCAUUGGAGGAAAUCAGGUCCUCAAUUUACAACCACCGGCAUGUGUUUGGAAUGUGGGGACGCCUAUUCAUGAGCUGAUGCACUCCCUGGGAUUUUUCCACGAGCAAAGUCGCCACGACCGCGACAAGUACGUCCAGAUUUUCUGGCACAACGUGCAGGUCGGUCAGGACCACAACUUCAAAAAGUUUGACCGAACAUUGGCAACCACGGUCGUGCCCUACGAUUUCAACUCAGUCAUGCACUACUCCGGUUUGGCCUUCAGCAAAAACAACAAAAGCACCAUCAAGCCCAAGAUGAGUGGCGUGAGACUCGGACAAAGAGACUAUCUGAGCGCCAACGAUAUCAAGAAAGUGAAGCAAAUGUACCAGUGCAAUUAAUUUAGAUUUUUAUAAUAUCUAAUUAGGACUUCACCCCCAAUUUAAAUAUGUUAAAAUUAAACAGUUUUUAUAUUGAUUAGUUUGGAAUAAAAUAAAAAUUUUCGUGC